CACAGGAUGUAUUCUGGCAACAGUGUCGUGGUGGUUUUGUUUACAUGAGUGUCAGAGAGGCUGUCCCAGACAUUUCAAACUGAUGGGUGAUGUCGGUGAAGAUGACUUGGAAGUUAUACGCACAAUUCUGGUGGAAGUACAGCUUGCACAGUUUUUCACCAGGAUACGUGAUGACCUGCAGGUUACAAGGCUAAGCCACUUUGAGUAUGUUCAUACUGAAGACUUGGAGCGCAUUGGUCUUGGCAAACCUGCAGCCAGAAGACUGUUGGAGACUGUCAAGAAGAAGCGUGCUGCAGCUUGGAGAAAAAAUUUGGUGUCAAAGAUCUUAUCUACUGGCGGAUCCCCGUCAAGUAAGCACCGAUCACCUCCAUCAAGGACAAAUGACACUUUACCAUCUAGCCUCACCUGUCUCAUUCAGGAGAAGGACAUUGUUCAAGGACGGAAAUUAGGUGAUGGGAGCUUUGGUGUAGUAAGAAGUGGAGAAUGGACCACUGCAAAUGGACAGAUAAAAGAGGUUGCUGUCAAAAUACUGAAGCAGGAUGUCAUCCAUGUUCCUGGUGCCCUUGAUGACUUUAUACGUGAGGUUCAGGCGAUGCAUCAGCUGUCUCAUCCUAACCUCAUACAAUUGUUUGGGAUAGUCCUUUCCAAUCCGCUGAUGAUGGUGACAGAGAUUGCCCCCCUUGGCUCCUUGCUAGACCACCUUCGCAAGCAGGCAGCACAUGUUCCCAUCACAA
Penaeus vannamei (Pacific white shrimp) is the source of this 734-nucleotide messenger RNA. The record is from RefSeq and is a predicted model, not a curated record. Lineage: Eukaryota; Metazoa; Arthropoda; Malacostraca; Decapoda; Penaeidae.